This is a messenger RNA of Stomoxys calcitrans (stable fly), 327 nucleotides long. RefSeq names its product cuticle protein 16.5-like. The transcript has 2 exons. The record is from RefSeq and is a predicted model, not a curated record. NCBI's taxonomy places the organism in Eukaryota, Metazoa, Arthropoda, Insecta, Diptera, Muscidae. The coding region runs from base 1 to 327 and encodes 108 amino acids.
AUGUUCAAAUUCAUCACUGUUUGCUUUUUCGCUGUCUUGGCUGUUGCGGCUGCCAAACCUGGUGUAGUUGCUCCUUUGGCUUAUAGUGGCGCCGCUCCUUUGGCCUACUCAGCACCAUUGGCCUACUCAGCACCUUUGGCUUAUACCGCUCCCGCUGCUGCUGUUGUUGGACAUGCCUCCUAUGUUGCUCCCUAUGCCACCAGCUAUAAUGCCCAUCACAUUGCCCACUCUGCUGCCUUUCCUGCUGCUUAUGCUGCUGCUCCAGUUGUAGCUGCUGCCGCUCCACUUGCUACUCCAUUCGCUGCUCCACUCUUGCUGAAGAAGUAA